Lolium rigidum is the source of this 1733-nucleotide messenger RNA. Its product is annotated as berberine bridge enzyme-like Cyn d 4. The transcript has a single exon. Gene Ontology annotation, molecular function: FAD binding; oxidoreductase activity. The record is from RefSeq and is a predicted model, not a curated record. Lineage: Eukaryota; Viridiplantae; Streptophyta; Magnoliopsida; Poales; Poaceae. Bases 1 to 1569 code for a protein of 522 amino acids.
AUGGCGGUGUCAAUCUCCGUAGCAAUCCUGCUCACAGUCUGCUUCGUGGGCCUCUACGUUCCCGCCCCGUCACUGGCGUCGUCCUCGGGCGAUUUCCUCGGGUGCCUAUCUACGGACGUCCCUACCCAGCUGGUGCUCACGCCGGGCUCCCCGUCGUUCAAGCCGCUCCUGGUGUCGUCCAUCAGGAACGCCAGGUUCCUUGCGCCGGCGACAGCGAUGCCUCCGCUCUGCAUCUUGACGCCCACCAACGCGUCGCACGUCCAGGCCGCCGUGCGGUGCGGACGCGCACACGGCGUGCGCCUCCGUGUGCGCAGUGGCGGGCACGACACCGAGGGCCUCUCAUCUCGGUCCGAGCGUCCCGAUGUGUUCGCCGUGGUCGACCUCGCCAAGCUCAACAACGUCCACGUUGACCCGCAAGAAGCCACUGCGUGGGUCGACGCAGGCGCCACGAUCGGGGAGCUCUACUACGCCGUCUCGAAGGCCGCACCGGGGCUGGGCUUCCCAGCAGGGGUGUGCCCGACCGUGGGCGUGGGAGGCCACUUCAGCGGCGGUGGCCAGGGCCUGAUGAUGCGCAAGUACGGCCUGUCCGCCGACAACAUCCUCGACGCCUCCAUCGUCAACGCCGACGGGAUCCUCCUGCAGGACAAGAAGGCUAUGGGGGACGACCUCUUCUGGGCCAUCCGAGGCGGCGGCGGCGUGAGCUUCGGCAUCGUGCUGUCGUUUAAGGUGCGGCUCGUGCCGGUCCCACCCACAGUCGCGUACUUCAGCGUCACCAAGAGCAUGGACCAGGGUGCCGUCGAGGCCGUGACCAAGUGGCAGACGGUGGCGCCGGCGCUCCCCGACGACCUCACUGUGCGGGUGAACGUGCAGCAGCGUGAGGCCAACUUCCAGUCCCUGUACCUCGGCAACUGCAGCGCUGUGGUGGCCACCUUGAGCGACCGGCUCCCGGAGAUCAACCUGACGCGCGCCGACUGCCGGGAGAUGAGCUGGGUGCAGUACGUGGCCUACAUAUACUUUGGCGACGCCAGCAACAGCACGCCCCUCGAAACCCUCCUGCUCAACCGCACCAUGACCCUCGGCCGCUUCUACAAGAACAAGUCCGACUACGUCAGGGAAGCCCUCACCAAGGACGCGUGGGAGAAGAUCUUCACCUGGCCCACCGGCGCCGCCGAGGGGCAGCUCGUCCUCGAGCCGCAAGGCGGGAGGAUGGGGAGCAUCGCCGCCGACGACACGCCCUUCCCGCACCGCGCCGGCGUGCUCUACAACAUCCAGUACCUCGAGUCCUGGGUGGGGGGUAACAACACUACUACGCCGAGCUGGAUCAACACCAUAUACGACUUCAUGGAGCCGCUGGUCAGCAAGAACCCCAGGGCCGCCUACGCCAACUACCGGGACCUCGACAUCGGCGUCAACCAGGUGGUCGGCGGCCUGAGCACAUACGAGAGCGGCAAGGUGUGGGGCGAGAGGUAUUUCGGGAGGAACUUCCAGAGGCUCGCCAUGAUCAAGCGGAUUGUGGAUGCCGGUGACUACUUCCGCAACGAGCAGAGCGUGCCGCCGCUUCUCUCUUGAGCACGAAAAAUAUACGAGCUACUUGUUGUCACAGUGAUCAACUAAUUAGCGAUUAAAAUAAACAGUGAUCAAAUAGCAUUUGCCCAUGUUAUCGCUGCUAAAAAUUACAAUGAGAUCAAAAUGUAACAUUUAUCAAUACAAUUAUAAUACACGUUUAUCAAUAA